ACUUUGUGGGAAUAUGCAGCUUACAAUGAAGUUGGAGAGAUUGGCACACAUCUUCAUCUUGUCAGCGAUCUUACACGCCUUCCAUUUCAUCGGUUGGUCGAUGGCACAAAACACUCGUCAUCGUCAUGAUCGUCACGUUCAUGUUGGGGUGAUUCUUGAUAUGGAGUCACCGGUUGGGGAGAUGGCCCAACAGUGCAUGACCAUGGCCAUCGCUGACUUGAAUGCCUCGGCCUCGCACAUUAACCGUCACCUGAAGUUGAUCCUGCAUCCUAGGAAUUCCAUGGGACAGCCUCUCAAAGCUCUAUCGUCGGCUGCGGAGCUUUUGGAGAAUGAACAAGUUGACGUACUGAUAGGCCCACAAACAUCUGAAGAAGCUGAGCUUCUGGCGGAAUUGGGAGAUAGAGUGCCUAUCAUCUCCUUUUCUGCUAGUAGCCCUUUCUUGUCCAGAGACAAAAAUCCAAACUUUAUCCGAAUGACGACUAAUGAUAACUCCCAGGUUGGAGCCAUUGCUGCUCUAGUUCAAAGAUUCGGGUGGAGAGAAUUAGUUAUAAUACAUGAGGACAGUUCCUAUGGAAACGGAAUCAUACCCGAUCUUCUUCUCGCAUUAGACGAAGGCAAUGUUCGUGUAGCGCAUCGAACUAUCGUUCCACCACAAGCCAGGGACAUAUAUGUAGAAGCCCAACUCUAUAAACUGAUGGCUCUGUCUGCCAAUAUAUUCGUUGUCCACAUGUCUGCUUCCCUCGCAUCUCGGUUUUUCUUUAAGGUUAACGAGUUGGGAAUGAUGAGUGCAGGUUACGGUUGGAUUGUGACUGAUGGGAUAGUAAACGAGCUGCCUGUGAUGGAUCGGUCGGUUUUAGACUCGAUGCGAGGAGUGAUCGGAAUUAGACCUUAUAUUCCACCCUCAGCGCGGCUUCACGACUUCUCAUUGAAGUGGAGGAACGAUUUUUUCACAAACCAGCAUCAUCAAAUUCCUGAUAUAAAUGUAUAUUGCUUAUGGGCAUAUGAUUCUGUCUGGGCUUUAGCCAAAGCAGCAAAUCAUUUAGGUCCUAUAACUUCGAUGCGGAAGCCUGAUUCUGCAAAUAAGCUUCGUCAUCUAGUCCGCACGAUUCUACAAAUCAAGUUCACGGGUUUGAGUGGGGAAAUUCAACUUAAGAAUGGGCAGCUGCAACAACCAGUAGCAUUUGAAAUAGUGAAUGUUGUCGGAAGAGUCGAGAGAUUCGGAUUAUGGACCCAACGUAAUGGGAUAACGACAGGGCUAAAUAGGUCUAAUAUUGCAACUCAAUCAACCUCUGUGAGAGAAAUGGGCUCUAUCAGAUGGCCUGGAUCAUCCUUGGCUAUACCAAAAGGUCAACGGGUUAUGUCAAAGGCUGGGAAGAGAUUGAGAAUCGUAGUUCCAGAUAGAGUAGGUUUUAAAGAAAUGGUGGGAGUGGAACACGAUCCUGAGACAAAUGCGACAACGGUAACGGGCUUUUGCAUAGAUGUGUUCAAGGCUGCAAUCGAUUUGUUGCCUUAUGAAGUAAAAUUUGACUUCAUUCCGUCUCAAAGCGGUUAUGACGAUAUGAUAUACCAAGUAUACCGUCAGCAAUAUGAUGCAGCCGUGGGAGACAUGACCAUCACAGCAGAUAGAUCGUCGUAUGUGGACUUCACAAUGCCUUUCACACAAGCUGGAGUAGGGAUGAUCGUGCCUAUUGAGACAACACGAAACGAGAGCAUGUGGAUAUUUCUACUGCCUCUCGACGUGAAUCUAUGGUUAGUCAUAGGCGCUUUCUUUGUCUUCACAGGAUGGGUAGUGUGGACAAUUGAGCACAAUGACGACAGUGAGUUCAAGGGACCAUUAGCUCAUCAAAUUGGGAAAGUGAUGCGGUAUUCAUUCUCGACACUAGUUUUUCCACAAUGGGAAAAAUUAAUGAGCAACUUGUCCAAAGUUGUGGUGAUUGUAUGGCUGUUUGUAGUUCUAAUACUAACUUCCAGUUACACUGCAAACCUGAGCUCAAUGCUAACAGUUCGUCAGAUUCAGUCCUUGCCAAAGAGCGAAUCUGUCGGUGUCCCUUUCAAUAGUCCGCUUAAUAAGAUAGUUCUGAUCGGUCAAUCCUCCAAAGAAACCUCUAUUCCCUCUUUGCAAACGGUUGACGAUUAUGCAAAUUUUCUGAGAGAUGGAAGCCAGAAUGGUGGCGUCUCAGCAAUUAUUGAUGAAAUUCCAUAUGUGAAGCUCUUUCUUUCCAAGUACUCUGCUCAAUACACCAUGGUUGAGCCCCCAUACGACAGCACCAAUGGAUUUGGCUUUGUAAGUCUCUUUUUUUCUAUACAGUUAAGUGAAUAUAUUGGAUCGAUCCAAUUAAUAAUGUUAGGCCCUGUUAUGCAGGCUUUUCGUAAGGGGUCAACCUUAGUCCUUGACACUUCUGCAUCAAUAGCAAAAUUGAGAGAAGAUGGAAAACUUUACUUGAUAAGCCAAUAUUGGUUUCAAAAUCAUUCCUUAUUCACAAAUCAAGAUUCUUCAACAAAAGUUGCUAGACUUGACUUGUACAGUUUUCGCGGUCUCCUUCUUAUCACAGGCAUCACUUCGACUGUAGCUGUCUUAGUAUCCUAUAGAGUUAGGAAGAAAGAAUCGACAACUGCACAACAACACGAGGUUGCUAAUCAAACUGUUGAAGAGAAGUUCUCACCGGUUGGUGAUAUCCCAUCAAGAAGAACCAGUUCCAAACACAUCAGAAGAUAUUCCUAUUGAAUCGGAAUAAAGUGUGAGGUCCUCAGAUGAUGUAGAUACCAACUAAGAUCAUGGUGCUUACACGCGGCAAGGAACUUUGAAGCUUCUUAGGAUUUUCUAGCUGUAGG
Messenger RNA from Syzygium oleosum, 2832 nucleotides. RefSeq names its product glutamate receptor 2.7-like. Bases 14 to 2725 code for a protein of 903 amino acids. Gene Ontology annotation, molecular function: glutamate-gated receptor activity. Lineage: Eukaryota; Viridiplantae; Streptophyta; Magnoliopsida; Myrtales; Myrtaceae. The record is from RefSeq and is a predicted model, not a curated record. Gene Ontology annotation, cellular component: plasma membrane. The transcript has 4 exons.